AUGCAAAUCUUAAGGAAUUUUUCGUUCAAUUUUAAAACAAGCUUGAGAAAAUUUUCAACUUCACAUCAAGCAUUGCAUAUUGUAGGAAACCCUAAUAGCAAAUACCAAUUUCAUCCACUCGUCAACUUAGGAAGAGCAUUGCAACAUUUGCGAGUGUUUCAGUAUUUCUUCAUUCGGGGCACUAGUUGGGAGCUGGUUUUUUUCCAAUCAGUUUGGAAGAUACAAUUUCAAAGCGCGAUGAAGUGUUUCAAGUCCUCAUACAGCGAAAAGAAACCCGAAUCACCAAAAACUCCAACAAAAUCAAUUUCGGUUCAAUCGUUUAGUUCUAUAUUUACAGAUCGUGACAUGAGACAAUCCGGGUCGGAUCUAAAUUCUCAAAACGUCUCCGAUCUUAGCACAGAAUCAAUGGGAAGCACAAAUUUUCCUAGUUUUUCACAAAAGUCAAACAAUCUUCGAGCCUUCACAUUUUCUGAACUCAAAGCAGCCACAAAGAACUUUAGUCGUUCUACCAAGAUUGGUGAGGGAGGAUUCGGGUGUGUCUACAUGGGUGCAAUCAAAAACCCUAAAGACCCCACCAAAAAACUCGAUGUAGCUAUCAAACAGCUAGGAAAAACAGGAUUACAGGGGCAUAAAGAGUGGGUAACUGAGGUGAAUGUUCUUGGAGUGGUUGAGCAUCCGAAUCUUGUGAAAUUAGUUGGUUAUUGUGCGGAAGAUGAUGAAAGAGGGAUACAACGACUUCUGGUUUAUGAAUAUAUGCCGAAUAGAAGUGUAGAGGAUCAUUUAUCUUCGAGGUCUGAAUCACCUCUUUCAUGGACUAUGAGACUGAAAGUGGCCCAAGAUGCUGCUCGUGGCUUGGCUUAUUUACAUGAACAAAUGGACUUUCAGAUUAUUUUUCGAGAUUUCAAAUCUUCCAACAUUCUUCUAGACGAAAAAUGGAACGCCAAGCUUUCGGAUUUUGGAAUGGCUCGAUUAGGUCCUCAAGAAGGAUUCACUCAUGUCUCAACCGCUGUAAUAGGAACAAUGGGAUACGCAGCUCCAGAGUACAUCCAAACAGGACAUCUAAAUUCCAAGAGUGACGUAUGGAGUUACGGGGUGUUCCUAUAUGAACUUAUCACGGGGAGGCGCCCAUUGGAUAAAAACCGGCCCAAGAACGAACAGAAGCUUCUAGAAUGGGUGAAACCGUAUCUAGACUCCAAAAAGUUCCGGAUAAUCAUCGAUUCAAGGCUCGAAGGAAAAUACUCAUUGAAAUCAGCACAAAAGUUGUCAAUUAUAGCCAAUAAAUGUUUGUCUAGAAACUCAAAGGCGAGACCAAAGAUGAGUGAGGUCCUUGAAAUGGUUAACCAACUCAUUGGGGGUCCAUCACAUGCACCUAGCCAUGGACCACCGGUCAAGGGUCUGGACCCAGUGGUUCCUAUCGAACCCAAGAAAGUUUUCGUGGGUCAAAAUACUCCUGAGAAUAUGAAAAAAGACGAAAGAGAGUCUAAGGAUAUUGAACAUACGGAAUCUGGUUGUGUUUCACUAAAGGCGUGCGAUGAGUUGCCUACUGUAGAGGUGAAGGGCUGUUUGGUAAUUGGUAAACAUCAAGAGGUUGUGUAA
Molecule: messenger RNA, 1596 nt
Organism: Lactuca saligna
Lineage: Eukaryota; Viridiplantae; Streptophyta; Magnoliopsida; Asterales; Asteraceae
Source: the annotation of a GenBank genome assembly